Delphinapterus leucas (beluga whale) is the source of this 5371-nucleotide messenger RNA. RefSeq names its product component of oligomeric golgi complex 6 (gene COG6). The record is from RefSeq and is a predicted model, not a curated record. NCBI's taxonomy places the organism in Eukaryota, Metazoa, Chordata, Mammalia, Artiodactyla, Monodontidae. Gene Ontology annotation, cellular component: COG complex. Gene Ontology annotation, biological process: intra-Golgi vesicle-mediated transport.
GGUGGCUGGGGCCGAGUUGGGGGGCGGGACGCGCGGCGCUAUGGCCGAGGGCAGCGGGGAAGUAGUAGCAGUGCCCGCCACCGGGGCUGCUAACGGCCUCAACGAUGGGGCCGGCGGGCCCUCGGCGCAGACUAACAACCCGCUAUCGCGGAAACUGCGUAAGAUCCUGGACACACGGCUGGACAACGACAAGGAGAUGUUGGAAGCUCUCAAGGCACUCUCAACCUUUUUUGUUGAAAAUAGUUUGCGCACUCGAAGAAAUUUACGUGGAGAUAUUGAACGCAGAAGUUUAGCCAUCAAUGAAGAGUUUGUAAGCAUUUUCAAGGAAGUGAAGGAAGAACUUGAAAGCAUACAUGAAGAUGUUCAGGCAAUGAACAGCUGUUGUCAAGAUAUGACAUGUCGCCUACAGGCAGCAAAGGAACAGACUCAAGAUUUAAUAAUAAAAACCACUAAGCUUCAAGCUGAAAGUCAAACAUUAGAAAUAAGAGCGCAAGUUGCAGAUGCCUUCUUAUCCAAGUUCCAGCUGACUUCUGACGAAAUGAGUCUUCUCCGAGGUACAAGAGAAGGACCUAUCACUGAGGAUUUUUUCAAGGCAUUGGGAAGAGUAAAACAGAUUCAUAAUGAUGUCAAAGUUCUCUUGCGUACAAACCAACAAACAGCAGGUUUAGAAAUUAUGGAACAGAUGGCCUUGCUUCAAGAAACAUCUUAUGAAAGACUUUACCGGUGGGCUCAAAGUGAAUGCAGAGCAUUGACACAAGAAUCAUGUGACAUAUCUCCAGUACUGACUCAGGCAAUGGAAGCCCUGCAGGAUAGACCUGUCUUAUAUAAGUAUACCUUAGAUGAGUUUGGAACAGCUAGAAGAAGUACAGUUGUUCGUGGAUUUAUCGAUGCUCUUACAAGAGGGGGCCCAGGAGGUACACCUAGACCCAUUGAAAUGCACUCCCAUGACCCUUUGAGAUAUGUAGGAGAUAUGUUGGCUUGGCUCCAUCAGGCUACUGCUUCUGAAAAAGAGCACCUUGAAGCUCUCUUAAAGCAUGUAACUACACAAGGUGUUGAAGAAAAUAUUCAAGAAGUUGUUGGACAUAUUACUGAGGGUGUGUGCAGGCCCCUAAAGGUUCGAAUUGAACAAGUAAUAGUUGCUGAACCUGGGGCAGUUUUGUUAUAUAAAAUUUCUAACCUCCUCAAAUUUUAUCACCAUACAAUCAGUGGCAUUGUUGGAAAUAGUGCAACUACAUUGUUGACUACCAUUGAAGAAAUGCAUUUGCUGAGCAAAAAAAUAUUCUUCAGUAGCUUGAGUCUUCAUGCCAGCAAAUUAAUGGACAAGGUUGAACUCCCACCACCUGAUCUUGGACCAAGUUCUGCAUUAAAUCAGACACUCAUGUUGUUGCGUGAAGUUUUGGCAUCUCACGAUUCUUCAGUUGUACCGUUAGAUGCCCGUCAGGCCGAUUUUGUGCAGGUUUUAUCAUGUGUCUUGGAUCCUUUCCUCCAGAUGUGUACUGUAUCAGCCAGCAAUUUAGGCACAGCUGACAUGGCCACCUUCAUGGUCAAUUCACUAUAUAUGAUGAAGACAACAUUAGCUCUGUUUGAAUUCACCGACAGACGUCUGGAAAUGCUACAGUUCCAGAUUGAAGCACAUUUGGACACACUUAUAAAUGAGCAAGCUUCUUAUGUUUUAACUAGAGCAGGCGUGAGUUAUAUCUAUAACACCAUACAGCAACAUAAACCCGAACAGGGCCCUUUAGCUAAUUUUCCCAACCUAGAUUCUGUGGCACUGAAGGCUGCAAUGGUUCAGUUUGAUCGCUAUCUGUCAGCCCCAGACAACCUGUUAAUGCCACAGCUGAACUUUCUUCUAAGUGCCACAGUGAAAGAGCAGAUCAUAAAACAGUCUACAGAAUUAGUCUGCAGAGCCUAUGGUGAAGUGCAUGCAGCUGUGAUGAGUCCAGUCAAUGAAUACAAAGACCCAGAGAGCAUUCUACACCGAUCGCCGCAGCAAGUGCAGACACUUCUCUCCUGAUUAUCUUAGAAUGUGUUAGCAAAAUAUUGCAUUCCUAAAACACUGAAGGUUUUCUUGGUUUUUAGUCUGUUAAUCUUUACUUUGAAAUUUGAUGGUUACAGUUUUCUUUGUAUCAUAAGAAUGCAGCUCCCAAUAAUUGCUUUGCUUUGGUCACAGUAAAGUGAAAGUAAGUAACACGUGUUGACCUGAGUUGGCAUUGCUCUGUGUCUGCACUCCACGUCUCUCCAGCUCUGCAGUUCCCCUCAAUUCUGGAAUAUAAAUAUGUGGGAAAAGAGUAGUAUGAGAGGUUUGAGGGAUUUUUCUUUUUUACAACAUUAGUUCUAAAUUAACUGUACAUUAAAAAAUUAUCUAAACUUAGGAAUUAGUUUGAAGAUAGGACCUAAUAAAUAUCUCUUAAAGAUUCAUUUGCUUUUCUGCUAGAUAUUGUGAGUAGGUAUACUUAAACUGAGGAGCAGAAAUGUACAUUCAGCAAAAAUAGGAAAAGAGAGAAGUAAUUUAAAGGUGACUUCUACUCUGUGUCCGCCCCAGGCUGAAUUCAAGGUGAAGUUUGGCACUUCAUAUGGGGUGCAGGCAUCCUGUGCUGGGUGUAAACCUAGUGUUUAAGAAAGAAUAUUUGUGCUACAAUGUGGACUCUAACUUCAACCAUCUACACACUUUGGUGUUCAAACCAAAGAAAUAAGGUAUACUCUAACCCUGCAGGAAAAAUGCCAGAGUAGCGAUUGCUAAUUGCCGUUAUGUCUAGCCUUAUGGUGGCCCCUUGUUUGGGCUCUGACUUUAAAACCGUACCAAGAGUAAGAUUCAAAAUCACUGUUUUUGUUUUUGGUUUUUAAAAAAAAAAAAAAAAAUCUAAAUGUGUUUGAUGUGACUUGACUUUGACUUUGUUGGUAAGAUUUUGAGGACAGAUUUUUAUCAGCAAAAUAUCUUAAUUUCUGGGCUUCCCUGGUGGCGCAGUGGUUGAGAGUCCGCCUGCCGAUGCAGGGGACACGGGUUCGUGCCCCGGUCCAGGAAGAUCCCACAUGCCGCGGAGCGGCUGGGCCCGUGGGCCAUGGCCGCUGAGCCUGCGCGUCCGGAGCCUGUGCUCCGCAACGGGGGAGGCCACAACAGUGAGAGGCCCGUGUACCGCAAACAAACAAACAAAAAUCAUAAUUUCUGGUAAAUCCAUAAAAAGAGCUAAGUCUCUAAAUUAUAUGUGAGAAAAUGCGGCAUAAGGAAAAAAUUGACUAGGUUAAAAUAUUUUGAAAAGUAGUAAGAUAAAAUUACUAUUUAUAUAGCAAAUACAGAAUAUAUAACAAAUUAGUAUUUACAGAACACGGCGUGUUCGUCUAUCUGAAAUAUGAUUUUUUUGGAGCAAGAGUGAUUGAUUAUAUAUCAUCUCUUUUGGUAUUUAAUCUGUAUUUUUAGUCUUUUUCCUUCAAUGAGUAUAUGUGAUAUAUAAAAGAUAGAAAAUAAAGUAUGAUAUAAAUCAAGAGCUUAAAUUUUAUAUAAUUUAUAUCUACUGUGAGAAAAGAUUGCUUACUUACCAUUAGUGAAUUCCUUUGAUUUCUAGGAAGAAAGUAUAUUUAGUUUUUUACUUAAUUUUUUCAAAUAAAAUAUUAAACUGUUUUAGAGCAGCAAUCAUUGCAGUGUUUUUAUACAUUGCAUCAGUGUGUUUUUAGAAAAUAUGCUAAUAGGAAAGAAAGUACAAUAUAGGGCCAAAUUGAGAUAACCAAUGGAAGAUUGAUGAGCAGAAUGUGGUAUCAGUGUGAUCUUGAAAACGUAAUUAAAAUAAAUGAUUGUAAGUGUUAAUUCAUUAGCUUAACACUGCAUUUGCUAUUUACUUCAUAGUUUGCAUCUUGAACUGUUUUGAGAUGGCGCAAGUAUAACCUUAGGUAAUGCGUGUCAGCCUUUCCUUCAGAGAGAAAAGGUAUUUGCCUGACCAAAACCCACUCUGGUUGAACGUUUCCAUUUCUUUCUUUGUGCUUGUACUUGGAACAGGUGAAUGUUAUCUGAGAAAAAUCUCACAAAUAGACUGAUUGACUUUUUAAAUUCAUGAUCACAGUCUUCAAAUGGCACUCAAUAUUGCUUUGUAGUUCUACUCUGUCUCUGGGAAACUCACCUCCCCACUUUUCAGGAUGACUUUUCCACCCUCACUUAGUUAAUGACCUUCAUAAUUCAUUGAGAAAACAGCUGGUAGGCUAAUCUCCUGCAUUUUUCUACCCUCAUAUAUUGCACUCAUCUUCAUCUUUCCUCCUUUUGUGUUGGAGACAGUGUCCCUCCUCCUGUGACAGGCUGUUCCCUUCCUCUGAACUCUGGCUUCCAUUCUCUCACCUUCUCAGAGAUGUUUCUGAGUUAUCCCUCUCUUUUGCUUCAGCAACUUGUGACUUCUCUGUAGGAUUAUUCUCGACAGCAUACACAGUGCUCUAGUGUUGAUAGUAUUUUUUAAAACUUUCCACCUCCCAGAUCCUCACACCUCCAUUUCUCUGCUGCUUUUUUUUAAUGAUCGUCUAUGCAUGCUGUCUUAAAUUUCUGCUGCCAUUAUGUCUUAAAUUAGCCCCAUAUGGCUUCAGCAUCACCACUACAACACAACCCUGAUGAGAUCUCCAUAGUAUCAUAUGUUGUCAAAUCCAAUGGAUUCUUCUCAUUCCUUAUUUUAUUAAACUUUCAAUAGCAUUCCACACACUUAUGUCUGAAAUACUAUACUUCCUAGGCUUUCACAGCACAACUUUCUGCUAGUUUUCCUUCCACUUCAUUAGCCAAACCCCUCUCAACCUCCUUCCCUGGUUCUUUUGCCUCUUUGUGACCUUUAAAAGUUCGCAUACUCUAGGGCUUGAUCCUCAAAUUUUUUUCCUUGCCUUAGGAGUUUUUUAUUAUCUCACUAUAGCCUGACCUUUUCUGACUGCUAUUAGCUCACGUCCUUAGGUCUAUCCAUAUAGUGGAAUACUCUACAGUAGUGAAAAAUGAAGUAAUUUCCAAAUACAUAAUGUUGAACAAAAAAAAGAAAUUACAGAAUAAUAUAGUAUGAGUCCAUUUAUAGAAUUAAAAAAAAAGAUAAAACAAAUUUAUACAUUAUUCAUGGAUACACAUGUGGUAAAGCUAGAAGGAAAGAUAGGAAAUGAUGCGGAAUUCAAGAUUAUCUCACAGGAUCUUUAGAAGUUACUAAUGUUCUGUUCUUACAAUGGAGUGUUGGUAUAUGUAUAUUCAUUUUGUUAUUUUCUAAAAUUUACAUAUAUGUGACGUGAACUCUUGUCUAUAUAUUCCACAAUUUUAAAAAGAGUUUAAAAAAAUUGUUUAACACAGGGCCUGGGGUAAAGUUAGAACUCAGUAUGUGUUAGCUAAUAUUUUUCAUUGUGCUUGUUAUUAAACACAUUUAUUAAGUAC